ACUCGAGAGCAUGCCCGCAUUCCUCCUCUCCAUUACAAAUAUUUCUUUAAUAAGCCUAUAAAAACGUUGUUGUAGUAAAACCGGGCGGUUCAAUGAUUGGCUGUGUAAACUUUUGGUCAGUCUGAUUGGUCGGAGAGAUCUUUGCGAAUGAAGGGGCUUUGAGGAGCCUUCUGGAAUGUCUUUGAAUGGGACUGGAUUUGCGCUGCAUCGGGCUAAAAAAAAUGCACAUUUAAACACCGGGUCAUAACAUUGGAUUAUCUGUCUGUGGAUAUACUUGAAGUUCUCUGUCUUUAACGGAAUUAACAGUUGACAAACGUAUGCCACUGCUCAAGGAGACCCAGAUUAAAAACCGGGAGCAGGUCUGUUUCGCUCUGUGUGUGAUCUGUCAAAUAGUUUUCAUCCAACAUUUUACUGGAACCAAUGAAGUUUUAACUGACUACAAUUCAACGGUACGAUAACAGUGCCGUUAUCAUAUGCCCCUAUAUAAAUGAGCUUGACUUUUUAUUGGAAAAAAGUAGGAUUUAUUUAUAGAAUACGUUUUAACGGAUUUGUGCCCUAGAGGAGAAACGAAUAACAGGACUACCCAAAGUGAAAGACAAGAAUUACGUGCACACCAGAUAUGAUGAUCUUUGCGCCCUUGUUUCUCGCUCUUGGGUACAUGGCGAGCUUUGCGCACGGGUGCCAACUGCCAACCGAGUGGCGUCCACUGAGUGAGAACUGCCGUGCGGAACUGGCGGAGAUCAUUGUGUACGCCAAGGUGCUGGCAAUUCACCGGGAGCAGUACGGCGGGGCAGAGGGCCUCCACAACUCCCUGCCAUUCCCGUACGGGUAUGGUUAUGAAGGCGCCGAGGAAGGGUUGCUCUACUCCGCAGAGGUGGAGCUCAUGUGCGACCAGGCGUGGGGCAGCAUGCUGGAGGUGCCGGCGGGCUCGCGCCUCAACCUGACAGGGCUGGGGUACCUGUCGUGCCAGUCUCACACCGUGAUGGAGAACUACUCCUACAUCUUCUUCCUCCGGAUGGAUGAGAACUACAACAUCCUGCCCCACGGGGUCAACUUCCAGGACGCCAUCUUCCCAGACACCUUAGAGAACCGCCGUACAUUCUCCAGCCUGUUCCAGUUCGCCAACUGCUCCCACAGCCAACCCCUCCAGACCUUCUCCCCAGAAUGGGACCCCCAGGAGGACAGCAGGCUCCUGUGCUCCUCGGUGCAGGGGGCUCUGUUUGAGGAGGAGGAGAAGAGCAGGAAGCAGCAGGAGCGCCUGGGCCAGCUGGAGAGGAGGAACAGGCAGCUGAAGGAGCGUGUCCGGAAGGUGAAGCGCUCCCUCCGGAACGCCAGGAAGAGCCAGCGCCAAGCGGAGCAGGAGAGGCAAGGGCUGGAGGAGAGGCUGAGGUCAGCGGAGAGACGAGCUGGGCACCACCUCAAUACUAUCACACAGGAGGCUACGCCCAACAGAUUCCAGGAGACUGUGUUACACCGCACGCCACACACACCGCUUUAGUCUCUAGACGGGAUGUUGUUAAAGACUGCUGGGCAGUCUCUCUAAUUCCUGUUGUUCACAGGCACGCACGCAUGCAUCCACAAACUCACACAAUACUCAUUUAGUGUCAUAUUCAGCUAUAUAUACUGUAGCUCCUACACAUAUUACAUAGAGAGGGCAUCCAGUAGCCCUCGAAUAGCAGACAGAGGGAAUUGGUAUUAGUGAAUGACUAGAGAGAAUGAGAGAGAUAUUGUGUAUAGUUCCUAUUAAUACACAGCACCGUCAUACAGCUGAUGGCUAGACAGAUGAAAUGAUUUAAUUUAGAGUGAGUAUAUGAUGAGUGAAUGACUAGAGUGAAUGAAGAAAGUGAGGUUACUUUCUGGUAGGUGUGUCUGUGGGCAUUUGUGCCAUGUGUUGUCUGUUGCUGUCCUCGUGCCAACACCACCAAAGAGAAUGUCCAUGAGGCAUUGGGAUCAUUAUAUAUGAAUGUAUUACUGAAGCUGCAUAUAAACUCUAAUCAGGCAUUACUAA
Oncorhynchus masou masou (cherry salmon) is the source of this 2008-nucleotide messenger RNA. Its product is annotated as coiled-coil domain-containing protein 3-like. The record is from RefSeq and is a predicted model, not a curated record. Gene Ontology annotation, cellular component: extracellular region. Lineage: Eukaryota; Metazoa; Chordata; Actinopteri; Salmoniformes; Salmonidae. The transcript has 3 exons. Bases 620 to 1498 code for a protein of 292 amino acids. Gene Ontology annotation, biological process: negative regulation of gene expression.